AAAAGGGAGGUGCAAGAGGCGGCCGCAAAAAGCCGUUUGGUUUUUGUUCGGUUCGUAAUCCUAAGUUCCUAACAGAAAGAGCAGCACACAAAUAGUGAUUUAAUUAUUGUUUUACUUUAUUCGAGUAGGAAUCAAAAUCAUGACUACGCUUGUCAUCUUCCCUAGACGUGCUGGGAAAACCAAGGCUGGUGAUUAUUCUGCUCCCAAAGAGCUUACCAUCCAGCCUCGAGGUCAUGUGUUGCCUAUUGUCAGGGACAAGCCCGUGACUGACCUUGUCAAGAUCACCGAAGAGAUGAGAUCAUUCAAUGCUUAUGCCAAACUGCGUGUUGAGAGAGCAAACAAACGUCAUUUGGGUGCAAGGUUGAAGAGGGCUGCAGAGGCUAAGUAAAGACUACUAGAUGCAAUGGAGAUCAGAGGUUCUUUUACUUUUUAGAUGUCUUGCUUUAUAACACUUUGUUGAAAUGGAGAAGAUGGUAAUGGCUAUUUUGGAACUUGGUUGGCUUUAAUAUAAUUUUUCU
Molecule: messenger RNA, 518 nt
Organism: Erigeron canadensis
Lineage: Eukaryota; Viridiplantae; Streptophyta; Magnoliopsida; Asterales; Asteraceae
Product: 60S ribosomal protein L13-1-like
Exons: 3
Coding region: 140-388 (82 amino acids)
Biological process (GO): translation
Cellular component (GO): ribosome; cytosolic large ribosomal subunit
Molecular function (GO): RNA binding; structural constituent of ribosome
Source: RefSeq, a predicted model, not a curated record